GAAGACUGAAGAGCUGAAAGCGGAAAUUACAGUCAGUGUAUUCUGGCUGAGAUCAGAAAACACUGGGGAAGUCCACGGCCCCGGAGCCAUCGCCAGCCUGAAAAGAGGCCAGUCGGGACACAGCUGUGUGUGCUCCCAGCUGCAAAGGAGGCUCAGGGACAGAGAGACAUGGCCUGGAGACUGAUACCACUUCUGCUGCUGUUGGCCUGGACAGCCUCCAUGUGCAGGGCCCGGACCAGGACAGACCUGCUCAACGUCUGCAUGGACGCCAAGCACCACAAGACAAAGCCAGGCCCUGAGGACAAGCUGCAUGAUCAGUGCACUCCCUGGAAGGAGAAGGCCUGCUGCUCAGCCAGCACCAGCCAGGAGCUGCACAAGAACAUCUCCCUCCUGUACAACUUCACUGUGGACCACUGUGGCAAGAUGGAGCCCGCCUGCAAGCGCCACUUCAUCCAGGACAACUGUCUCUAUGAGUGCUCACCCAACCUGGGGCCCUGGAUCCAGGAGGUGAACCAGAGCUGGCGCAAGGAGCGUUUCCUGCACGUGCCCCUGUGCAAAGAGGACUGCCAGCGAUGGUGGGAGGACUGUCGCACCUCCUACACCUGCAAGAGCAACUGGCAAAGGGGCUGGAACUGGACCUCAGGAAUUAACCAGUGUCCAACCGGGACCACCUGCCGCACAUUUGAGACCUACUUUCCCACGCCUGCAGCCCUGUGUGAGGGCCUCUGGAGUCACUCCUACAAACUCAGCAACUACAGCCGAGGGAGCGGCCGCUGCAUCCAGAUGUGGUUCGACCCGGCCCAGGGCAACCCCAAUGAGGAGGUGGCGAGGUUCUAUGCCCAGGCCAGGAGUGCCGGGGCCCUGCCCCGAGGGGUGGAGCCUCUCCUGCUCAGCCUGGCCUUGAUGCAACUCUGGCUGCUCGGCUGAGUCUAGCCCUACCCAGACGUCCUCUCUGCAUGUCCCCAGUGUUGAUGACCAAGCUGGGCAUAGAGGGAGCCCUAAGCGUGCCUCCAUCCAUUAUCUAUCCUUCUGUCAUCCCAUUCCUGCUCCAUGGCGGGCCUUGGGGUUUCUCUGGCAGUCAGCUCAAAUAAAAAGCCUGACACAUCCAGGGGCACUUGUGUGGCUCAGUCAUUAAGCGUCUGCCUUUGGCACAGGUCAUGAUCCCAGGAUCAAGCCCCACUCUGGGAUCCCUGCUUGGCGGGAAGCCUGCUUCUCCCUCUCCCACUCCCCCUGCUUGUGUUCCCUCUCUUGCUGUCUCUCUCUCUGUCAAAUAAAUAAAUAAAAAUAAAAUAAAAGAC
Mirounga angustirostris (Northern elephant seal) is the source of this 1298-nucleotide messenger RNA. RefSeq names its product folate receptor beta (gene FOLR2). Gene Ontology annotation, molecular function: signaling receptor activity. The record is from RefSeq and is a predicted model, not a curated record. The transcript is spliced from 5 exons. NCBI's taxonomy places the organism in Eukaryota, Metazoa, Chordata, Mammalia, Carnivora, Phocidae. Bases 169 to 927 code for a protein of 252 amino acids. Gene Ontology annotation, biological process: fusion of sperm to egg plasma membrane involved in single fertilization; cell adhesion; sperm-egg recognition. Gene Ontology annotation, cellular component: external side of plasma membrane.